UCUCCUUUUCCCUGUCGCCUUUCCUUCCUUUAUCUGAUUACUGCUUGCAACUGCCUUACGUGUAAAAGUCAAACCUCAUUGAGCAUUUGGCAGCUCGCCCCCUUCGUUUCGUUCCCAUCUCCGCUCGAAACCCUCCUCAUUGACCAUGUACUCCAUGUCUGAUAUUUGGAGGUCGUCUGGAUACGAUCCAGUUUCUCGACUCACUUUGCCCGAUUAUGAUACAGAACCUGGGCUAGACUUUGACGCAAUGGUUGUAAAGCAGCCAAAUGACUCAUUCUUUUCGAAUAACAAUUCAAGGGAAACAUCUGAUAUAUCUUUUAUAGAUAUAGUGUUGUCCAAUUCUGCGUUUGCCGAAACUUAUCAACCACCUCGUAGAAUGACUUCAGUGACCCCAUUGAAUGCACCACACAUUGUUCCGUCUGCUUCGGUUUCACAUCCUUCUACUGCUGAUUUCACUACCGAUAUCGAUCAUUUGUGUCUCUUGUUCUCACCGAUACUGACCGUGACUUCGUUACUCGGUCCGCUCGUGAACCCCACUUCGCCCACAACGAUCGGAGCGGUGGCGCAAGAAAAAGCAAAAGCUCAACCUCAGCGGAGCUCUUCUGAUGUGAAGUUUACCAAGCCUCCACCGUCUGCAUUGAUAACACCGUCCAAAAGCACAAACAUGAUCGUGAAACCUUCCAAUUCUGUCAAAUUACUUGCAGAAUCCUGGAAUUUCUCAUUCCUGGAUGAAUCCCAGAAACGCCACAUUGAGAAAAAAUGGCCGGUUGUCAAGAUUACCAACAUUCCUUGGAGUAUUUCGAUGGACGAGGUGAAUAGCCUUUUAGCAGGCAUUGCUGCACCUGAUCCACAUGUAGUGUCACAAAACGUGCAUAUUCUCUUGAACAAGUCAACGGGCAAAACGCUUUCGGAGGCAUACGUUGAACUGGCGUCCGAACAAGACGUGUGCCAGGCCGUGGCCCUCACAAGACGCACGAUUCGCGGACGCAGAGUUUUUAUUCACGCCAGUUCCCAAGACGAAUUGUUAACGGCUCUCUUUUCUCAGUGGCCUGGAACAUUCAAAAAUGGAAAAGCCAUCAUUUCCUCGGAUACAAUGUUACCUCCACCGUUUACUGCACGCCACGAACUUGAAUCACUCGCGAGUGUUUGCCGGAAUUACAAGCUUUGCUUUUCUCGAAAAUGUGGUGAACGUCCAUUCGAACAUUUCAUUUCUCUUAUGACCAAACUCCCUGUGGAUCAAUUUCACGCCGUUACCACAUUGCAGAGGGAUCAUUUGUACGAGUAUUACAAAAAAGCGACAGGUGAGUCAUGAUAAACCUUGUUAUUUUGAUGACCUUUGAUACGCUGAUGUGUCUAUUAUGUUUUU
This is a messenger RNA of Radiomyces spectabilis, 1366 nucleotides long. RefSeq lists its product as uncharacterized. Bases 146 to 1312 code for a protein of 388 amino acids. NCBI's taxonomy places the organism in Eukaryota, Fungi, Mucoromycota, Mucoromycetes, Mucorales, Radiomycetaceae. Gene Ontology annotation, molecular function: RNA binding. The record is from RefSeq and is a predicted model, not a curated record. The transcript has 6 exons.